Molecule: messenger RNA, 462 nt
Organism: Schizophyllum commune H4-8
Lineage: Eukaryota; Fungi; Basidiomycota; Agaricomycetes; Agaricales; Schizophyllaceae
Exons: 1
Coding region: 1-462 (153 amino acids)
Source: RefSeq, a predicted model, not a curated record
AUGGUGCCUCGUCGCCUCAACCGGCAGACGCGCGCGUCGCCUCGAUCGACUGCCGGACGCGCACGUCGCCCGAUCGACCGGCGGACGCGUUCGCUCGUCGCCUCGCUCGACUGGCGGGUGCGGCCAUCACUCGCUCGAUCAACAGGCGGCCGCGCUCAUCGCUCUAUUGACGAACUCAUCGCUCGCUCGCUCGCUCGGCCGGACGCGCACGUCGCCUCGCUUGAUUGGCAGACGUACACGUCGCUCGAUUGGCAGACGGACGCGCUCGCUCGGCUGGCCGGACGCGCACGUCGCUCGAUCGACUGGGGCAGACGCGCUCCUCGUCGCCUCACUGGCCGGACGCGGCUAGUCGUCGCCCGGUCGAUUGACGGACGCGCAGCUCAUCGCGUGAUUGGCGGACGCGCCCAUCGUCGCUCGCCCGAUCGACCGGCGGACACGCUUUUCGCUCGCGCGAUCGACUAG